CACCGCCCCCCGCACCUCCCGGAACCAGGGAGACAAAAGGGAGGGCCGCAGUCAGCCCCGCCCCCGUCCCGCCCCGCCCCGCGCGGCCGGCGGGGCUCCUGGCUCCCGCGCCCCCCACCGCCGCCUCCAUGUACCCCACGGGCCCUCCGGCUGGCCCGGCCCCGCGGCGCGGCCGCCACGCCCCGCCCGGGCGCCUGGCGCAGACGCCGCGGCCUCCCGCCCCCGCCCCGGGCCCCGCCGCGCGGCCCCGCGUGGCCGUGAAGAUGGCCUUCCGAAAGGCCUACUCCAUCAAGGACAAGCUGCGGGCCAUCGAGCGCGUCAAGGGUGGCGAGCGGCAGGCCAGCGUGUGCCGCGACUUCGGCGUGCCCGGCGGCACGCUGCGGGGCUGGCUCAAGGACGAGCCGAAGCUCCGCUGGUUCCUGGAGCAGCUGGGCGGCGAGGCGGGCACGCAGCGCAAGAAGAUGCGCCUGGCCAACGAGGAGGAGAUCGACCGCGCCGUGUACGCGUGGUUCCUGGCGCUGCGCCGGCACGGCGUGCCGCUGUCCGGGCCUCUCAUCCAGGCGCAGGCCGAGGCCUUCGCGCGCCAGAUCUACGGGCCCGAGUGCACCUUCAAGGCCAGCCACGGCUGGUUCUGGCGCUGGCAGAAGCGCCACGGCAUCUCCAGCCAGCGCAUCUACGGCGAAGCCGAGCCGCCCGCCGCCGGGCCCGCGCUCCGCCCGCCGGUCAAGCAGGAGACCCCGCCGCCCCCGAGCGCCGCCCCCCGGCCCGCCCGCGCCCCGGCCCCGCCGCCCCCGGCCGAGGGCGCCUACGGCGACGAGCAGAUCUACAACGCCAAUGUCACCGGCCUCUACUGGAGGCCGCUCCCGGAGCAGGCUGCGCCCCUGGGCGCGGGGGACGGCGGCCGGCGCUGGCGGGGCGACCGGGUGACCGUGCUGCUGGCCACUAACCUGACCGGCAGCCACAAGCUGAAGCCGCUGGUCAUCGGGCAGCUGCCAGACCCGCCCAGCCUGCGGCACCACAGCCGGGACAAGCUCCGGGCCUCCUACCGCUACAGCCCCGAAGCCUGGCUCAGCCACCCCCUGCUGCGGGGCUGGUUCUUCGAGGAGUUUGUGCCCGGCGUCCGGCGCCACCUGCGCCGCCGCUGCCUGCAGCAGAGGGCCGUGCUGCUGGUGGCCCGCCCGCCCGGGGCGCCCGCCCUGGAGGGGAGCGAGGACACCCCCCGGAGGUUCUGGUCCGAGCUUCUGGGCUCCCCCGAGGAGCUACAGACCCCCGACGGGGCCGUGCGAGUGCUGUUCCUGCCCCAGGACAGCGGCCGGCCGCACAGCCCUGCGCCGCUGGAGCAGGGCGUGGGGGCUGCGUUCCAGCGGCUGUACCGGCGGGAGCUGCUCCGCCUGGCCGCCCGCGCCGGGGGCUCCCCGCUGGACUUCGCCCGCAGCUUCGUGCUCAGGGACAUGCUCCACCUGGCCGGCCUCUCCUGGGACCUGGUGCAGGCCGGCGGCAUCGAGCGGUGCUGGCUGCUGGGCUUGCGGGCUGGGCAGGCCGAGGCGGCCGAGCACGGCAGGGUGCUCAGCGACCUCAGCCGCCUGGCAGCCCUGGCCUACGAGCGCCUGGCACCUGAGGAGGCGGCCGAGUGGCUGCACUUGGACGGCGAAGGGGGGCUGCUCGAUGGCUGCGGGGAGGACGCAGGCCUCGGCCGGGCCCCCGCACUGGCCCCUGUGGCCCCUCCGUCCCUGGGCAGCCUACCCUCGGUCAUGGACGGCGGGGAGGAGGAGGAGGCGGCGGCCGCCACGCCCACCGCUGGGGAGGCAGCUCGGGGUCUGGAGACGGCUCUCCGGUGGUUGGAGAGCCAGGACCCCGGGGAGGUGGGGCCCCUGAACCUGGUGCAGCUGCGCUGCCUGAUCAGCACCGCCAGGAGGCUGGGGAGCAUCGGGCCCGCCCCCGCAGCCCCCCGCCACGGGGUGUGACAAGCCAGUGCUGUUGGCCCAGGGGCCUUGGUCCUGUCGCACCUGGAAGGAGGGGCAAGUCUCCCCUCUGCCCUCCCCGAGUGGCCACCCCGGGGCUGGGGGUUACAGGGACUCGUGUGGGCUCUUGGUGGAGGGUUGUCCUGCUCCACUGGCCCCCCCAUCUCCUGGGGGAGCUGGAAAAGGCCCCUGCUCCUGCUCCUCGCCGGUGCCAGGAGCCCUCCCAUGCACACUGGCUCCUGCACACACGGCACCGCUCACUCGGCCACCAGGACCCCAGCAGCAGCACACCCCCUCCCCCCUGCUCUCCCCAUGCCUGCAAAGGCACAGGCUGGCCCGUCUGCCCACCCUGAGCCUCGGUCUGUGGGUUCCUGUGGCUUCUCAGUGGGGAGGCAUGACCCUUAGGUUUAUUUUUAUCACACUAAGGCCAUUUUUACAGAUGAGGGGGGGGGGGGGGGUCAGUCCCCAGCCUGGGUCGAGUCUCACUCCGGGUCUGGGAGACAGUGCCCAGCACGCAGGCCUCCUAAUGUGGAUGCAGCAGAAGUGUCUGUUCACUGGGACUCCUAACUUUCCCGAGAACAUGCAUUCUCCGAGCAGCU
Messenger RNA from Pipistrellus kuhlii (Kuhl's pipistrelle), 2560 nucleotides. It is a transcript of the gene TIGD5, whose product is annotated as tigger transposable element derived 5. The record is from RefSeq and is a predicted model, not a curated record. NCBI's taxonomy places the organism in Eukaryota, Metazoa, Chordata, Mammalia, Chiroptera, Vespertilionidae. Gene Ontology annotation, cellular component: nucleus. Gene Ontology annotation, molecular function: DNA binding.